CUCUCUCUCUCUCUAAAAUGUCAUUUGCAUAAGGAAAAAUAUGGUAUACUAUCAGAGAUACAAGCAGAGGAAAAAAGGUGAACAUCUUACAGAAGAAGCUGAUGAGUGUCAGAGCAUUAUUUUGGGGUGUUCAAACUCUGGUUACUACAAAAGAACAAGGCCCAAGCUUCUCUCUUUCGUCUUUCUCUCUCUCCUCUCUUGUAGCUUCAUAUUAGCACCUCAUCUUUUCUACCCUAAUACCACUUUCUCUCUAUUACGCCUUGCUGCUGACGAUGUGGUUGCAUAUGCUUCCUCGAGUUCUUCAAUAUCUAACGGAACUAUAUUUUGUGACAGGAGCAGUUUUCGAUCAGAUGUUUGUAUCCUGAAAGGGGAUGUAAGAACACACUCCGGUUCCUCUUCCAUCUUUGUCUACAGAUCCAGAGAUAAAAGUAAUUUCACAAACUAUCCAUCGAGCAUCGUCGAGGAAAACGAAGAGGAAAAUGGGGAACAGCUUCACCGCGAAAAGAUCAAACCGUAUACCCGGAAAUGGGAACCAAGUACCAUGGACACCGUCACAGAAUUAGGCCUCGUUGCAAAGACAGAUGGCACUCCAGGAAAGCAACAUGAGUGUGAUGUCCAACAUGAGGUUCCGGCCGUAUUCUUCUCAACGGCGGGCUAUACCGGUAAUGUUUAUCAUGAAUUCAACGAUGGUAUUAUGCCGUUGUACAUUACUUCUCGGCAUUUGAGGAAACAGGUUGUGUUUGUCAUCGUUGAUUUUCACAAUUGGUGGCUUAUGAAAUAUGGAGACAUUCUUUCACAACUGUCAGACCAUCCAGUAAUUGAUUUCAGUGCAGACAAGAGAACUCAUUGCUUUCCUGAAGCUACUGUCGGUCUGCAAAUUCACGAUGAGCUCACUGUGGAUUCUUCAAAUAUGGAAGGAAAUAAGAGCAUUUUCGACUUUCGAAAUCUUCUGGACGGGGCUUACAGGACUCGAGUUACAAGUCUGAUUCACGAACGAGAAGCAACAAAGAAACUCUCCGUUUCUCUGUCUCCCGCAUCGAAAAGACCCUUAAAAAUCAAGAGAAAAGUACAUGAAGCACAACAACUCAAGAGGCCUAGACUAGUGAUCAUAUCUAGAAAUGGAUCAAGAGCAAUAACCAAUGAGCAUUUGCUGGUGAAAAUGGCUGAAAAAAUCGGGUUUGAAGUUGAAGUUCUGAGACCUAAUUCGAGGUCCGAGUUGGCAAAGAUUUAUUGGGUUCUUAAUUCGAGUGAUGUCGUGAUCGGGGUUCACGGUGCUGCCAUGACACAUUUUCUGUUCAUGAGACCUGGCUCUGUGUUGAUCCAAGUUAUUCCUCUUGGAACUAGUUGGGCAGCAGAGGAAUACUAUGGGAAACCUGCAAGAAAGCUUGGGUUAAACUACAUCGGCUACAAAAUUCUUGCCACAGAAAGCUCGUUACACAACAAGUAUGGUAAAGAUGAUCCUGUUCUUAAAAAUCCAGCUAGUGUAACAAAAAAAGGAUGGGAAUACACAAAGGAGAUUUACCUUGAAGGUCAAACUGUGAGACUACACCUCACAAGAUUUAAGAAGCAGUUGCUUCGUGCUUAUGACUGCGCAAUUGGAAGAACGACCUGGCAUUUCGAACAACAAUAAACUAGUCAUUCUGGAAGUUGUAGAUUCGUACAUGUUUGAUAAAAAUUUGUGUACAUGUAUAUAACGUCGAGAUUUAAGGAUUAAAGAAGGCGCCGUAAAAAAAUUGUAAAUACCCUGAAGUUUGAGGCAACUCUUCAUUCAUGUGAAUAAAAAUUUCUCCUACGACCUUGUUAUUUA
This is a messenger RNA of Pyrus x bretschneideri (Chinese white pear), 1807 nucleotides long. RefSeq names its product xylan glycosyltransferase MUCI21-like. The transcript is spliced from 3 exons. NCBI's taxonomy places the organism in Eukaryota, Viridiplantae, Streptophyta, Magnoliopsida, Rosales, Rosaceae. Bases 41 to 1630 code for a protein of 529 amino acids. Gene Ontology annotation, molecular function: glycosyltransferase activity. The record is from RefSeq and is a predicted model, not a curated record.